This is a messenger RNA of Myotis myotis, 1099 nucleotides long. It is a transcript of the gene STARD6, whose product is annotated as StAR related lipid transfer domain containing 6. Bases 151 to 828 code for a protein of 225 amino acids. The record is from RefSeq and is a predicted model, not a curated record. Gene Ontology annotation, molecular function: lipid binding. The transcript is spliced from 6 exons. Lineage: Eukaryota; Metazoa; Chordata; Mammalia; Chiroptera; Vespertilionidae.
CUCUUGCCUGUGGGCAUUCAACAAGUAAUUAUUGUUCACUGCCCUGUGAGCAGCACUGUAGAAACAGUAAUCAAAUGUAACACAGCAUUUUAAAACGCUUUGCAUGAUCACAUUCUUACCAAUCAUUUCUUUUUAAAACUUUGCAGGUAGAUGGACUAUAAGGUACUUGCCCAACAAACCACUCAAGAUAUUUUAGGUUACAGUCAAGAUACAUCAGGCUGGAAAGUGGCUAAAUCUUCAAAAAAAAUAACUGUUUCUAGUAAGCCUUCUAAAACAUUCCAUGGAAAUAUAUAUCGUGUUGAAGGAAUAAUUUCAGAAUCAACAUCUAAACUAGCUGAUUUCCUCUACAAGCCUGAAAUUAGAAUUAAAUGGGACAAAUCAUUGAAAGUGUACAGUAUGAUACACAAGAUUGAUUCGGACACAUUCAUAUGUCAUGCCAUUACACAAAGUUUUGCCAUGGGCUCAAUUUCCCCCCGAGACUUUGUCGACAUAGUGCACAGCAAGUGCUAUGAAGGGAAUGUGUAUGUGAUCAGUUCUAAAAGUGUGGAUUUUCCAGGAUAUCCUCCAUCUUCACAUUACAUCCGUGGUUAUAACCAUGCUUGUGGCUUUGUCUGUUCACCUCUGAAAGAUAAUCCAGAGCAUUCCAAAGUAGUGAUGUUUGUCCAGACAGAAAUGAGGGGGAGAUUGUCCCCAUCAAUAAUUGAAGCAACUAUGCCUUCCAACUUAGUGAACCUCAUCCUCCAUGUAAAAGAUGGAAUAAAGACACACAAAGCUCCCCCAGAACGUGGACGUCAUCAUAGCUGCCACUCGCUCCGUAAGAAGAAAUGAGGCUGUUGAUAAUGAGGCCAUAUAAAAUCAUGUGUAGCAGUUACUGCAGUUUACUUCUAAGUCAAUAUGCAUAAUGACUGUUAAACUACUCUGGACAGUACUCUUGUACACAUUACUGAAGGUACAUUGUGGAAAUGAGAACUCAUAGUCAUACAAGAGAACAGUCUUAAAUAUAGUUUUGAAUCGCAUAUAAGACUGAUGUUCAAUAACAAGUGUUUUUUGUUUUAUUUUUUUUAAAUUAUAUUUUUAUUGAUUUCAGAGAAGAAGGGAG